CUCCGGUGGCUGGAUCCGUGACGUUUCGCUUGUGAGGUCACUCAGGUCAGUAGCCCGGUCCGGCCGUGCCGUGCGUGAGCCAUCCCUGUUGGCUGCUGCUGCUGCUGUUAAGUGCUAUGCUUUGCUAACAUGGUUACUAGGGCAUCCAUACCAUUCCAAUUUUGGCGAUUGCAGAAAUGACAGGGAAUAAGAAAAAAAAGCACGUUGCAAUCAUUGGUUUAGAAAAAAAAAAGCAAUGGCCAAUGGGCUCUGCGUACGUAGUGUUACGGAGGCGGCAGAUUGGAAUCGCGCGGGCCUGUCACUGCCACGAACGAAAGCUAUCUGCUGCCCUCCAUGCCAGGGCACACUGACUGACGCUUCCAGGACCAGGAUCUACACAAGAUAGACAAGACAAGUACCCAUCAGGCAAGGCCUUCAGCCCAGCAAAGGUGGCCAAGCCAUUUUUUUCUCAACAAAACUAGUGAUGUUUGGUUCUUUAUAAGGUUUUGACUAAAGUUUAGCCUGUGUUUACAUCCAAUAUUCGAAUGCCAAUAACAAGGGUUUAAUAUAGUCUAAUUACAAACUAAUAACAAGGGGAAAAACAAAGCUCUUAAAAAGAUACGUUUUUAUAGAGAGUCGAGAAGGAGCUUAGGGCCCACGAUCCCAGGCCGAUGUUCACCCAGUACAAAUGUACAACCCUUGUCCUCCUCCUUGGCCCAUCGUCAAUCUUCACCAAAGCCGCCUCGUCUGGAUCUCUCUCACUCCUUUCGCGCACAAGGUUUUCAAUGGCAUUGACCGGUAGAACACGUGCCCGGACGCCAAUUAUCUCGCCCUUUCAGAUUUGAGAACAACAAGGAGGAAAAGUAAACGCAAGUUCAGGAAAGGGGAGCCUCAAAAGGAGAGGGAGAGUGAGAGGGAGGGGAAGUGCGCUGCAGUGCUGCGCAGCUGCGCUGGGGAGAAGAGAAGAAGGUGCCAACCACUUCCCAAGGAGACCGCCAGCUCUGCUGCUGCACGACCGACCAGCCCGUCCACUCGCCUCGCCUUCCUCCGAGCCCCGGCGAGGAAGAGGAACCCGGCGCCGCCGGACGCACUUCCGAUGGCGACGCCACGGAAGCCGAUCAAGCUCACGCUGCCGUCCCACGAGACCACCAUCGGCAAGUUCCUGACGCACAGCGGGACGUUCACGGACGGGGAUCUGCGCGUCAACAAGGACGGCCUCCGCAUCGUCUCGCGGAGGGAGGGAGGCGAGGCUCCUCCUAUAGAGCCGUUGGAUAGUCAACUGAGCUUAGAUGAUCUAGACGUUAUAAAAGUGAUCGGGAAAGGUAGCAGCGGAAAUGUGCAAUUGGUCCGCCACAAAUUUACUGGCCAGUUUUUUGCUCUGAAGGUUAUUCAACUAAAUAUUGAUGAGAGUAUACGCAAACAGAUUGCCAAGGAGUUGAAGAUAAACUUAUCAACACAGUGCCAAUAUGUUGUUGUGUUCUAUCAGUGUUUCUAUUUCAAUGGUGCCAUUUCUAUUGUUUUGGAAUACAUGGAUGGUGGCUCCCUUGCAGAUUUCCUGAAGACUGUUAAAACCAUUCCAGAGGCCUACCUCGCUGCUAUCUGUACGCAGAUGCUAAAAGGACUGAUCUAUUUGCAUAACGAGAAGCGCGUUAUACACCGAGAUCUGAAACCAUCAAAUAUAUUGAUAAAUCAUAGGGGUGAAGUAAAAAUAUCAGAUUUUGGUGUGAGUGCCAUUAUAUCUAGUUCCUCUUCGCAACGAGAUACAUUUAUUGGCACACGCAACUACAUGGCGCCAGAAAGAAUCGAUGGAAAGAAACAUGGUUCUAUGAGUGAUAUCUGGAGUUUGGGACUAGUGAUACUGGAAUGUGCAACCGGCAUCUUUCCAUUUCCUCCUUGUGAAAGCUUCUACGAACUUCUCGUGGCUGUUGUUGAUCAACCGCCACCUUCUGCGCCGCCGGAUCAGUUUUCACCAGAAUUCUGUGGGUUCAUUUCUGCAUGUCUCCAGAAGGAUGCUAAUGACAGGUCAUCAGCCCAAGCCUUAUUGGACCAUCCGUUCCUGAGCAUGUAUGAUGACCUGCAUGUAGAUCUUGCUUCGUACUUCACGACAGCAGGAUCUCCUCUCGCCACCUUCAAGUCGGUGAUUGGCUCCAUCACUUUACAUAUAUGACAUACAUGUACAGCCUUUUAGGAUAAAAAUGAGCACUGAAGUUUUGCCUAUCUGUAUAUCGGCAGCAAACGUUUGGUCAUGUUUGUUUCACCUUGUAAUGUAUUGACUCAGAUAUGGGAUUGGUCAUUGUCUCAUUUGGUGUAUGAGUCAAGUCCAGAUUUUCUUGUA
Messenger RNA from Zea mays, 2314 nucleotides. RefSeq lists its product as uncharacterized. NCBI's taxonomy places the organism in Eukaryota, Viridiplantae, Streptophyta, Magnoliopsida, Poales, Poaceae. The record is from RefSeq and is a predicted model, not a curated record. Bases 1076 to 2146 code for a protein of 356 amino acids. Gene Ontology annotation, molecular function: MAP kinase kinase activity; ATP binding. Gene Ontology annotation, biological process: protein phosphorylation; MAPK cascade. The transcript has 9 exons.